Messenger RNA from Trachymyrmex septentrionalis, 4308 nucleotides. RefSeq names its product fatty acid synthase-like. NCBI's taxonomy places the organism in Eukaryota, Metazoa, Arthropoda, Insecta, Hymenoptera, Formicidae. Gene Ontology annotation, biological process: fatty acid biosynthetic process. The coding region runs from base 1 to 4134 and encodes 1377 amino acids. The record is from RefSeq and is a predicted model, not a curated record. Gene Ontology annotation, molecular function: fatty acid synthase activity; phosphopantetheine binding; 3-oxoacyl-[acyl-carrier-protein] synthase activity. The transcript is spliced from 16 exons.
AUGGAUGAUAAAGAAACAAAUAAAUCAUGGAACGAUAUUGAUUCCGGUGAGGCGAUCGUUAUUUCUGGUAUUGCUGGUAGAUUUCCUCAUUCAGAUAACAUGGAUCAAUUACGAGAAAAUUUAUUCAAUAAAAUUGACCUUGUAAAAGCAGACCAUAACCGAUGGAAAAUGGCUGUGGAGCAUGCAGAAUUCUCAAAACGUAUGGGAAUUGUCAAUAAUAUAGAAAAAUUUGAUGCGGAUUUUUUUGAAAUACCUUUUGAGCAAGCACACACAUUCAUACCAGAAACAAGACUGUUACUGGAACAUAGUUAUGAAGCAAUUAUCGAUGCUGGGAUCAAUCCAAAGCAAUUACAAGGCAAAAAUACUGCUGUAAUUAUAGGAUCAGCUCUUGUUGAAGGACAAAAAACAUUGCUAGAAGAUAUUCAAGGACAGAAUAUUCUCGGAUCUCACAAAUCUAUAAUGGCAAAUAUGAUUUCACACUAUUUCGAUCUGAAAGGGCCAUCUUAUAUCGUCGAUUCAGCAUGCAGCUCUAGUCUUUAUGCUAUGGCCAUUGGUUAUGAUUGUAUCAUGUCAGGCAAAUGCGAAGACGCAAUAGUUGGAACUGCACAAUUAUGUUUUCUUCCUCUUAUAAAUCUACAAUUCGCUCGGCUUGGUGUUUUGUCAUCCGACGGUUAUUGUAGGCCAUUUGAUAGCGCUGCUAAUGGUUAUUCGCGUAGCGAAACGAUCGCAGUGGUAUACCUUCAAAAAGCGAAAAAUGCUAAGAGGAUUUAUGCCAUAUAUCCGCAUAUUAAAUUAAAUAGCGAUGGUUACAAACUAGAAGGAAUAACAUAUCCUUCAUCACAAGUGCAAUGUGCCUUACUAAAAGAAUUUUACGAAGAAUGCAAAAUACCACCAUCUUGUUUGGAUUAUAUCGAAACACAUGGUACCGCUACCAUAGCUGGCGAUCCUCAAGAAAUUAAUGCUAUCUAUAAUGUUUUGUGUAAAAAUAGAAAAACUCCAUUAAUGAUCGGCUCUGUAAAAUCCAACCUUGGGCACACAGAACCUGCGAGUGGUUUUAAUCAGAUCGCUAAGGUAAUAAUAGCAUUCGAAACUGGCCAUGUUCCACCAAAUAUCAAUUAUUCAUCACCAAGAAAAGAUAUAGAUGCUUUGAUAAAUGGAACUGUUCGUGUCGUGCAAGAACCAAUGUCACUUCAAAAUGGUUACAUAGGAAUUAAUAAUUUCGGUUUUGGGGGAUCCAAUGCUCAUAUGUUAUUAAAGUGGAAUGGUAAACAGAAAGUUAAUAAUGGAGCACCGAAAGAUGACUUACCUAGACUUGUAAUGUUAUCUGGACGCACUGAAGAAUCAGUGAAAUUGUUUUUAAACGAUAUUGCUGAUCGACCGAUAGAUGUAGAAUAUAUCCGUUUAUUACAUGACAUCUAUGCAGACAAUAUAAAUGGUCAUCCAUGGAGAGGGUACAUUAUACUGAAUACUUUCCAAAAAGAUUCAAUAAAAAAAAUACAAAAUUGUACAAGCAUGGAAAGACCUGUUUGGUUUAUAUUUUCAGCCUUAGGUUCUCAAUGGCCAGGAAUGGGCCAAAACUUAUUAAAGCUUCACGUCUUUAAAAAAACGAUAAGAAAAUGUGAUAAUAUUUUAAAACCGUAUGGUGUAAGUGUCAUAGACAUUUUGACAAAAAAAGAAGAAGAAAUAUGCAAAAAUGCGUUAAACGCUUUUCUUGGAAUUAUUGCUAUUCAGAUUGGUUUAGUAGAUCUCCUAACAUCCUUAGGAAUUACUGCCGAUUACAUAAUUGGUCACUCAGCCGGUGAACUUGUUUGUGCAUACGCAGAUGAAUGCCUUACGAUUGAACAAACUAUUUUAUCAGCAUAUUUUAUCGGUAUAGCAUGUAUCGAAGGAAAAAUAAUUCAUAGUUCGAUGGCGGUUGUCAAUACCAAUUACGAGUAUCUUAAAAAUAUAUGUCCAGAGAAUAUUGACAUAAUAUGUCACAACAGCAAGAACAGCAGCGUGGUGUGCGGACCACUGGAAUUUGUACAAGAACUAAUGAAAAAGUUACAGGUCAGUAAUAUUUACGUGAAGGAGAUUUAUUGCAAUGUACCGUAUCACAGUUCUUACCUCGCACCGGUGGAAAAUCAGCUUCUGUUUAAUUUGAACAAAAUAAUACCACAGCCGAAAAAACGAAGUUCAAAAUGGAUCAGUACUUCUGUACCUCGCACCGAAUGGUUCACGUCAGCAUCAAAGUUAUCAUCAGCGGACUAUCAUAUUCGAAGUAUAUUAAACACUGUUUUAUUUCAACAAACAAUAGAUCUAAUUCCAAAUAAUGCUGUGGUCAUCGAAAUCGCACCAGACGAUAUUCUGCAGCACGUUUUGAGAGAAUCCCUACAUCCAAACAUAACGAACCUUGUAUUAACUCGACGCGCCGAACAAAACAUUGAUAUAUUUUUACAAGGAAUUGGAGAGUUGUAUAAUUGUGGUUUACAGCCACAAAUUGCCAAAUUAUAUCCACCAGUGCAAUUUCCAGUUAGCCGAGGAACUCCUAUGAUUUCCCCAUCAAUCAGAUGGGAUCAUUCUGAAAACUGGCUUUUACCGAAUCAAAAACAAGAGUUUAUAAAAUCGAGAGAAAGGUACGUCAACAUUUCACUUAAUGACGAGGACUAUGAAUAUAUGAGCGGUCAUGUAAUUGAUGGGAGAAAUUUACUACCCGCGACAAGUUAUUUAGGACUCGUUUGGAAAACAAUUGGCUUGAUAAAAGGGUUAAUGUACACAACAAUACCGAUAGUUUUCCGAGAUGUAAAAUUUAUCCGUGCUAUUUAUUUGUCGAAAAAUGAUACUGUGGAACUAUAUAUUGCAAUACAAACAGCAGUAUUUGAGGAGGAUAAGGAAUUAAUCAUUGGUGGUACUUUACAGCAAAAGAUUUCCUGCUGUCUCGAUGAGCUUGAUAAGUUUUUACUUCAAAAUCGGCCGAUUGUGAGCAGCAUGGUCGUAGCUGAAAAAAAAGUGGGACGUCACGGAUUGGGAAAUCUUGUAGAAACAGUUGCUAAUAUUUUAGACAUAAGUGACAUGAAGACUGUAAGCCUAAAUUCGUCUCUGGCCGAACUUGGCAUGGACUCCAUGAUGUCCGUGGAAAUCAAACAAACUUUGGAACGAGAAUUUGAUAUAUUUCUUGCAACACAAGAGAUACGAAAUCUCACUUUUGCAAAACUCAUUAAGAUGUCCGUUGCAAACAUCAGUGACGAUGACGUAAAUGAUAAAAAGAAAUUCGACAUAGAGAAGUCAGACGUUAUAAAAAUUUUAGUUGGUAUUAUAUUAAAAGAUGAAGACUUUGUUUCCCAAAAUGAUUUUUUUAUUAACAAACAGAAUACUACGACUGAAGUAUUUCUUAUUCCGGGUAUUGACGGUUGCGGUACUGUAUUUAAAACCAUAAUACCACACAUUAAAUUUUCAACAUGGUUAUUGCAUUAUAGUACGAACAACAUAGAUUGUACAAACAUGAUAACGGAAACUACUAAUCGUCUCACAAACCAAAUACUUCCAAAGCUAACAGAUGGAAAAGAUUUUGUAAUGGUAGGAUAUUCCUUCGGAUCUCUUAUUGCAGUUGAAGUAACAAGGAUAUUAGAAGCUAUGAAUUUUAAAGGCCGACUUGUUCUCAUUGACGGUGCUCCUGAGGUAGCACGAACAAUGUUCAAACCUUUUGAAUUUGAUUUCGAUGACGUAAAUUUUCAAAUUGAUUUAUUAACUAAUAUUCUGGAAAGCUAUUCAAUAGGAAGUUCUCAAAAGAUUUUAAUGGAAUUGAAGAAAUGUGAGAGUUGGGAUGAAAGAUUUAAUAUUUUCGCUAAAGAAUUCUCAGUAAUAUAUACAUAUCUCUCAUUUGCAAAUUUAAAGACAUUGUGUACAACGAUUUACAAACAUUUCGUCGCUCUUCAGCAAUAUGAUUCUUCUACAUUGCCGCCUAUUAAGUCUCCCAUAAUGUUGUUAAAAUGUACGCAUUCGUCAAAUAUGAUUGCGAUCGAAGAAGAUUUUUGUUUGCAUAAGGUAACUCAAAAUGUGGUAAAAGUACAUUACAUUGAAGGUGAUCAUGUGACAAUCUUGAAGAAUGAAAAUGUAGCAGCUGCUAUUAACGGAGAAUUACCAUUUACAAUUUGAUUAAUCUAUUCAUAAUUUCUUAGUCUAUUUAUAAUUUGAUUUUACAGAACAGAUGAAUAAAAGAAUUUUUAAAGCUUUUUAAGGGGAUCCUAAAGUGAAGCCCGAACUCCGAUGAAGUUACCAGAAGUCACUAUUUUGCAGCAUAUCGACAUAUCUUUUAUAUACUAGGGGAGA